Haliotis rubra (blacklip abalone) is the source of this 3100-nucleotide messenger RNA. RefSeq names its product toll-like receptor 4. The coding region runs from base 93 to 2609 and encodes 838 amino acids. The record is from RefSeq and is a predicted model, not a curated record. Gene Ontology annotation, cellular component: membrane. Lineage: Eukaryota; Metazoa; Mollusca; Gastropoda; Lepetellida; Haliotidae. Gene Ontology annotation, molecular function: protein binding; transmembrane signaling receptor activity. The transcript is spliced from 2 exons. Gene Ontology annotation, biological process: inflammatory response; immune response; toll-like receptor signaling pathway.
UGAACUACAGCACUCGGGAAACGCUACGAGCACACGGGUCGCCACAAGGAGCCUACAUGUGAAAACAACGGGGAAAACACCUCUAACCGACGAUGCUGCUGCUGGUACACAAUGCUGUGUGGAUACAGAUGCUUCUUGCCAGUGUUGUUGUGAUUGAUAUGGUAUUCAAUCAACACCCAUGUGCACCUUGCAAGUGUAUGGUCAAUGGAACUGCGGACUGCAGGAAUAAAGGCUUGGAUAUGAUACCACGUUCCCUUCCAAAUUAUACCCAAGAGUUGCUAUUCAGUGGAAACAAGCUGACGAAACUCUGCAACGAUUCCUUUGUACAUCUAACUUUACUGAUGCUUUUAGAUUUGACAAAUAACAGUGUAAACCUCAUCGAAACGGCAGCAUUUGAUUCGUUGCCAAACCUACGGAAUCUGUCUUUACAGGGAAAUAACUUAACAUACAAGGCUUUUUCCCCCUCAUUAUUUCAGAAGUUGCCAAACCUUAAAAUCCUUAUCAUAAAUAACAACACUGUCACAGAUGACCCUACAGUGGAAUACCCAAGUGAUGCCUUAGCAAACCUGGUAUCUCUUACCACUUUGUAUAUUGAUGGUCUAAGGAAUAAAACAUUUGGAUUUGGGUUUUUUAAACUAAAAUAUCUAACUCAUCUGGCAAUCCAGAGUACAGGAAACAAGUGUGACAUGACUGUGGUAACAGAGGAAACGUUUAAAUACUUACCUUAUCUUGAACAUUUAAAGAUUUUCAAUUGUCAUCUUCACUAUAUUGCAAAAGGAUCUUUUGCUCAUCAAGACAAUCUCAAAACUUUAGAUCUGUCCUCUAAUCAUGAUCUCACUUUCGAAGGUGUUACAAAUGCUACGUAUGGAAUAGCUUCAUCGCUUGAAGGGUUAUUCAUUAAUGCAAUAGUAAGUCCAUUUGCUGUUUGUGUUGUCAUUGAAAGGCCGUUUUGUGAAAACCUUCAAAAUACCAGCCUCACUGAACUGCAUGCGAAUAGAAACAGGGUGACAAUCUUUCAAGAAGGCGCUCUGAGACUUUUCCCCAAAUCACUGAAAUACGUAUAUAUGAAAGGGAGCAAAUUUGAGUAUGGUCCUUACAUUGGAGACCUUUCAUCUUUGGUAGGUUUAGAAGUGAUCAAUAUUAGAGGUUAUGGCAAUAGAAGACUGCCGUUUCCGUCAUUGGAUGAUUUCAGACAAAUGUUUUUUCUUUCUAAACGCCUUAGUUCUGUAUACUUUGAUGGUGACUAUUCACCCCAUCCUCCUUUUCUUAUUCAUCUACCCCCUAAUCUACAGAAGGUAGAUUUUUCGGUGUCACAAUUGUUCUUUCAUAUCACAAGAUUUCAAGUUUAUAAGAACAACAUUACUGAAAUUGAUGUUUCACGGAACCUGUUUACGAAGUGGAUUGGCAAUGGUAUUGGAUUUGAAAAACUUGAAACCUUAAAUCUAUCAGAUAACAUUGCGAAAUUUGCCACUUCGCAAUUUUUCGGGUCUUUCAAGAACCUUAAACAUUUGAACAUUUCCAAGAAUCUUUUGGGAACUGUUCUGGGGAAUAUCUCUAAUGGUAACAUGUUCAGUGCCCUAAGCAAACUUCAAACGUUGGACCUAUCAGCAAACUACAUAAAUAACUACUCAUACGCUCUUUUCUCGAACCUAUCAUCACUGAGAGUGUUAAACAUUUCUAAGAAUACGAUAUAUGCCUUACACUUUGAUAUAAGCCACAUGAAGAACUUAAGUGUUUUACAGUGUUCCGGGAACCAAAUACACUGGUUAACUAAAACGUUUACAACCAGUCUUGACAAACUCUCGGAUAAUCACAAUAUAACGGUAGACCUUUCUGGAAACCCCAUCUAUUGCAAUUGCAAAAACAUUUGGUUUCUGUCAUGGAUGAUAACAGCUAAAGCUAAAGGCACCAUUUUCUUUGGAAAUCUUUCAGAUUAUUUCUGCAUUUAUGAUGAUGAACGUUCCGUGGAACUUGAUAACUUGGAAAAGGUUGUUGCAGAUUUAACAUCCUGGUGUCAACAUGUCUCUGUGCAUUUUGGGUUGUUCGUUGGAAUAUCUUUAGUGGUCCUUGUUACUUUUAGUGUGCUUAUUUGUUCUCUACUGUAUCGAUUUCGUUGGAAAUUGAAAUAUGUUUAUUAUGCAGCACGUCACAGAUACAGUACGACACACUCAUUCAACCACACGUUCGUCUACGAUGCCUUUGUUUCCUUCGCAGAAGAAGAUCGUGACUUUGUUGUUAAUGAGCUCCUGGUGAAGUUAGAGGAAGAAUCAGACAUGAGACUGAACUUCCAUCAGCGGGACUUCACCGCUGGCCGCCCUAUAGCUCACAAUAUCAUUGAAGCUGUCAAAACUAGUAGAAGAACGCUGGUUAUCUUGUCCAGUCAUUUCUUAAAGAGCUCCUGGUGUGUCCACGAGCUUCAGAUGGCUCACAUGGAGAGUGUGUCUACUGGUAGGGACGUGUUGCUGAUUAUUAUGAUGGAGCACAUUCCAACCAACCAAAUCCCAGUGGAAAUAUUGUAUCAUAUACAAUCGGAUUCCUAUUUGGAAUAUCCACUGGAAGGAGAGAAGGUGAUGUUCUGGAGAAAUCUUAUUGGAAGUCUGAAAGAAUAAACAACCCGAUGACAUGCCUUAGACUUGGACAUGCAUAGAACUUACUGAAACGUACCAGCAUGUAUCCCCGACAAGGUACAAAAAAUACAAUGGAAAAUGUAAUACUUUGAGCAGCUGCAAGAUAUUAUGAAAUGAAUCGUUUAACCAGUUGUACCGUUACAGCUCAAGCACAUCACCUAAAUCAGCAAAGAGAGAUUGAUGUUGAUUCAAAUGUAUCCACAGAUGAACAGAAUGAACACGAUCAACGAAUAAAAAGCAGAUUUAAGAUCUUUCAUUCUCGAUGCAUUUAUAUCAUAUAAGUUGCACUUCCCUCUGUUAACGUUUAGAUCAAAUUAUUUCGAAUUGCAUGUAUAUUAUAGCUUCAUUUUGUGUUGCUUAAGUUGCUUAAGUUCUCAUUGUAACUUCUUAUGUGUACAUCAAUGUUGCAUAUAUUGUACUUCUACAUGUGCAAUGGGCUGUAGAUACUUGCAAGAUUAAAUGUUGCACUUGAA